Aureococcus anophagefferens is the source of this 308-nucleotide messenger RNA. RefSeq lists its product as hypothetical. The transcript has a single exon. The annotation marks the transcript as partial. Lineage: Eukaryota; Pelagophyceae; Pelagomonadales; Pelagomonadaceae. The record is from RefSeq and is a predicted model, not a curated record.
AUGAUCGGCAUGCGCUGGACCAUGCGGCGGUCCUUCCAGUUCUCGCACGACCAGCAGAUGUCGACGAGUCCCAUCCGCGUGUCGCCAGGGUUGUCGCCGCUCCAGCGUUCCGAGGGGCUCAACCAGUGGCAGCGGCGCGACGGCCGGUCCGGCCCGCCGCCGCGGUCGCGCUCGAACCCCUACGAGAUGGCCUCGUGCCUCGCGCGGCUGCCGCCGGCGUCGGCGCCCUGGCCCGUGCGCAGCGGCGGCACGCUCCGGUCCCGGUCCGGCGCCACCGACGGCCCGAGCCUCUCCGGCUCCUUCGGCGA